Lontra canadensis (Northern American river otter) is the source of this 5642-nucleotide messenger RNA. RefSeq names its product kinesin family member 13B (gene KIF13B). Gene Ontology annotation, biological process: regulation of protein localization; microtubule-based movement. The transcript is spliced from 41 exons. NCBI's taxonomy places the organism in Eukaryota, Metazoa, Chordata, Mammalia, Carnivora, Mustelidae. Gene Ontology annotation, molecular function: microtubule motor activity; microtubule binding; ATP binding. The coding region runs from base 89 to 5620 and encodes 1843 amino acids. The record is from RefSeq and is a predicted model, not a curated record. Gene Ontology annotation, cellular component: adherens junction.
CGUAGCCCCCUCCCGCCCCGCCAGCCCCGAAGAGUUGCCCGGUGGCCGCGGCAGACGGAAGCCGAGGGAGAGCCUCGGCGGCAGCAGGAUGGGGGACUCCAAAGUGAAAGUGGCCGUGCGGAUCCGGCCCAUGAACCGGAGAGAAAUUGACUUGCAUACCAAAUGUGUGGUGGAUGUAGAUGCAAACAAGGUUAUACUUAGUCCUGUAAAUACUAAUCUUUCCAAAGGAGAUGCCCGAAGCCAGCCAAAGGUGUUUGCAUAUGAUCACUGUUUCUGGUCUAUGGAUGAAUCAGUCAGAGAAAAAUAUGCAGGUCAAGAUGAUGUUUUCAAGUGCCUUGGGGAGAAUAUCCUUCAGAAUGCUUUUGAUGGUUACAAUGCAUGUAUCUUUGCCUAUGGACAGACUGGAUCUGGAAAAUCUUAUACCAUGAUGGGCACAGCUGACCAACCUGGAUUAAUUCCAAGACUUUGUAGUGGACUCUUUGAACGAACUCAGAAAGAGGAAAAUGAAGAGCAGAGUUUUAAAGUAGAAGUGUCCUAUAUGGAAAUUUAUAAUGAAAAAGUUAGAGACCUUCUUGAUCCCAAAGGAAGUCGUCAAACGUUAAAAGUCAGAGAGCACAAUGUUUUGGGACCCUAUGUCGAUGGACUUUCCAAACUGGCUGUCACAAGCUACAAGGAUAUUGAAUCUUUGAUGUCUGAGGGUAACAAAUCCCGUACAGUUGCGGCUACCAACAUGAAUGAGGAGAGCAGUCGAUCCCAUGCAGUCUUCAAAAUCACCCUUACACAUACUUUAUAUGAUGUGAAGUCUGGGACAUCUGGAGAGAAAGUGGGCAAGCUGAGCUUGGUUGAUUUAGCUGGCAGUGAGCGAGCAACGAAAACCGGGGCUGCAGGGGACAGGUUGAAGGAGGGGAGCAACAUCAACAAGUCCCUCACAACCCUUGGUCUGGUUAUCUCAGCUCUAGCAGAUCAGAGUGCUGGCAAAAACAAGAAUAAAUUUGUUCCAUAUCGUGACUCAGUUCUCACUUGGCUGCUCAAAGACAGUCUUGGGGGUAACAGCAAGACAGCCAUGGUGGCCACUGUCAGUCCAGCAGCUGAUAACUAUGAUGAAACCCUUUCAACUCUGCGGUAUGCAGAUCGAGCCAAGAACAUCGUGAACCAUGCUGUGGUGAAUGAGGAUCCUAAUGCACGAAUUAUCCGGGAUCUCCGGGAAGAAGUAGAAAAGCUCCGAGAGCAGCUAACCAAAGCAGAGGCAAUGAAAUCUCCAGAACUAAAAGACCGACUAGAAGAAUCAGAGAAGCUAAUCCAGGAAAUGACUGUGACCUGGGAGGAGAAACUGAGGAAAACUGAGGAGAUUGCACAGGAGCGACAGAAACAGCUUGAGAGUCUUGGAAUAUCUCUUCAGUCUUCUGGGAUUAAAGUUGGGGAUGAUAAAUGCUUCCUUGUUAAUCUGAAUGCUGAUCCUGCUCUGAAUGAACUUCUGGUUUAUUAUUUAAAGGAACACACAUUGAUAGGCUCAGCAAAUUCCCAAGAUAUCCAGCUAUGUGGCAUGGGAAUUCUUCCUGAACAUUGUAUUAUAGACAUCACAGCAGAAGGCCAGGUCAUGCUGACUCCUCAGAAGAAUACCAGAACAUUUGUAAAUGGCUCUUCUGUAUAUAGUCCUAUACAACUCCACCAUGGGGACAGGAUUCUCUGGGGAAACAACCACUUCUUCAGACUGAAUUUGCCUAAAAAGAAAAAGAAAGCAGAUCGAGAGGAUGAGGAACACGACACGUCCAUGAAGAAUGAUACCAGUUCUGAGCAGCUGGAUAUAGACGGAGACUCCUCCAGUGAGGUGUCCAGUGAAAUCAACUUCAAUUAUGAAUAUGCGCAAAUGGAGGUUACCAUGAAGGCUCUGGGGAAUAAUGAUCCAAUGCAGUCCAUAUUGAACAGCCUAGAACAACAGCAUGAAGAAGAAAAACGAUCCGCGUUGGAGCGCCAGAGGCUUAUGUAUGAACAUGAAUUGGAGCAGCUACGACGAAGGCUGUCUCCUGAGAAACAGAACUGUCGUAGUGGGGACCGGUUUUCUUUCCACUCACCCAGUGCUCAGCAGCGAUUGAGACAGUGGGCUGAAGAGAGAGAAGCAAUGCUGAAUAACAGCCUGAUGAGGCUGAGGGAACAAAUUGUGAAAGCCAAUCUGUUGGUGAGAGAAGCUAGUUACAUUGCAGAGGAGCUGGAUAAAAGAACAGAGUAUAAAGUGACCCUGCAGAUUCCAGCCUCCAGCCUGGAUGCCAACAGGAAGCGAGGCUCUCUUCUUAGUGAACCUGCAAUCCAGGUGAGAAGAAAAGGAAAAGGAAAACAGAUUUGGUCUUUAGAAAAACUGGACAAUAGGUUGCUGGAUAUGAGAGACCUUUAUCAGGAGUGGAAGGAGUGCGAAGAAGAUACCCCGGUCAUACGGUCUUACUUCAAGCGUGCUGAUCCAUUCUAUGAUGAGCAGGAAAAUCACAGUCUCAUUGGGGUGGCGAAUGUUUUCCUCGAGUCCCUCUUCUAUGACGUGAAGUUACAGUAUGCUGUUCCAAUUGUCAACCAGAAAGGAGAGGUGGCAGGUCGGCUGCAUGUCGAGGUGAUGCGAAUCAGUGGUGACAUUGGGGAAAGAAUUGCUGGAGGUGAUGACACCUCAGACCUCUCCUGUGAUAAGGAAACCCAGGAGAAUAGACUUGUGUGCAUGGUUAAAAUACUCCAAGCCACUGGGUUGCCACAGCAUCUGUCCCACUUUGUGUUCUGCAAGUACAACUUUUGGGAUCAACAGGAGCCAGUAAUUGUUGCACCUGAAGUUGAUACCUCCUCCUCCUCUCCUGUCAGCAAGGAGCCUCAGUGCAUGGUUGUCUUUGAUCAUUGCAAUGAGUUUUCUGUUAACAUUACUGAAGACUUCAUUGAACAUCUUUCAGAAGGGGCAUUGGCAAUUGAAGUAUAUGGCCAUAAGAUGAAUGAUCCUCGGAAAAACCCAGCCCUGUGGGAUUUGGGGAUUAUCCAAGCAAAAACACGUAGUCUUCGAGACAGAUGGAGUGAAGUUACCAGAAAAGUGGAGUUCUGGGUCCAAAUCUUGGAACAGAAUGAGAAUGGCGAAUACUGCCCUGUAGAAGUAAUUUCUGCAAAGGAUGUGCCAACAGGAGGAAUCUUUCAACUCCGGCAGGGACAGUCGCGGCGAGUCCAAGUGGAAGUGAAGUCUGUGCAGGAAUCUGGGACUUUACCAUUGAUGGAAGAAUGUAUAUUGUCUGUUGGCAUUGGAUGUGUAAAAGUUAGAACACUGAGAUCCCCGAAGACUCAUGAGACCUUUCAUGAGGAAGAGGAGGACAUGGACAGCUACCAGGAUCGGGAUUUAGAGAGACUGCGUCGAAAAUGGCUAAAUGCGUUAACAAAACGCCAGGAAUACUUAGAUCAACAACUGCAGAAGCUUGUCAGUAAACAUGAUAAAACAGAGGAUGAUGCUGACCGUGAAGCGCAACUUCUAGAGAUGAGGCUGACUCUGACUGAGGAGCGAAAUGCAGUCAUGGUCCCCUCUGCUGGCAGUGGCAUUCCAGGGGCCCCAGCAGAAUGGACCCCAGUUCCUGGGAUGGAAACACACAUUCCUGUUAUAUUCCUUGACUUAAAUGCUGAUGAUUUCAGCUCCCAAGAUAAUCUUGAUGACCCAGAAGCUGGUGGAUGGGAUGCUACCCUAACCGGGGAAGAAGAGGAUGAGUUCUUUGAACUGCAGAUUGUAAAACAGCAUGAUGGAGAGGUGAGAGCAGAAGCCUCUUGGGACUCUGCCGUGCACAGCUGUCCUCAGCUCAGUAAAGGCACCCCAGCGGAUGAGCGCGUGUAUAUGAUUGUGCGGGUGACAGUCCAGCUCAGCCAUCCGGCCGACAUGCAGCUGGUAUUACGGAAACGAAUUUGUGUCCAUGUUCAUGGCCGGCAGGGUUUUGCUCAGAGUCUCCUAAAAAAGAUGUCACAUCGAAGUUCUAUUCCUGGCUGUGGAGUGACUUUUGAAAUUGUCUCCAAUAUUCCAGAGGAUGCCCAGGGAGUAGAGGAACGAGAAACAUUAGCAAGAAUGGCAGCUAAUGUUGAAAACACAGCUUCUGCUGACUCAGAGGCUUAUAUUGAAAAAUACCUCAGAAGUGUGCUGGCUGUGGAGAACCUUCUCACUUUAGAUCGUCUCCGCCAGGAAGUUACAGUGAAGGAACAGUUGACAGGAAAGGGGAAGCUGAAUAGGAGGAGUAUUAGCUCUCCCAACGUGAACAGAUUGUCUGGCAGCCGACAAGAUCUUAUUCCAUCCUAUAGUCUAGGCAGCAAUAAGGGCCGAUGGGAGAGUCAACAGGAUGUAUCACAAACUGCAGUCUCCAGAGGAAUAGCUCCAGUUGCCCCAUCCCUUCCUGACUGUCCCCCAAAUAACCAUCCUCCUGACCCAGGACUUAGUAGCCUAGCGGCCUCCUACUUGAAUCCAGUAAAAUCCUUUGUGCCACAGAUGCCAAAGCUCUUGAAGUCUCUCUUCCCUGUCCGCGAUGAGAAAAGGGGCAAACAGCCUUCUCCCCUUGCACAUCAGCCCGUGCCCCGAAUCAUGGUGCAGUGUGCCCUCGCGGACGCCAGGACCACCGGAGCUCUGGAGGCUCCCAGUGUGGCCCCCGCGGUGACUGUGCCCCUGGCCCCUGUGAAGCUCCACGACAGACCGACUAAAGUGCCCGUGCCACAGGCUCCGGAGGUGCAAGAGGGGCCGCCCAGUCCCCUGAGCGAGGCCUCCAGCGGCUACUUUUCCCACAGCGUCUCCUCCGCCACGCUGUCCGAUGCGUUCACCCUUGGCCUGGACGGCGCGGCCGCCGCGGGCGGGCAGACCCCCGGCUCGCCCCCGCCCACCCUCUGCCAGGCCACCCCUGAGACGGAGCUCCCGCUUCCACCCGCGGCUCCUGCGGCUGACAGUGACCUUCCUGCCCGCCCCUCAGAGCUGGACGUCUCCAAACCACAGGUGCCUCCCGACCUCCUGUCUCCGUCCCCUGCUCCCUCGUCCCCGUUCAGAAUCCAGAAGGUGCGGACCUCCGAGCUGAAGUCCUUCACAUGCAUGCUGGGAGGAGACCCCAGCUGCUCCUCCGCGGCGGAGGAGGACCUGCUGGCCUCGGGGGCGCUGGGCGACGGUGGGGCACGGGCACCGGCCCUGGGAAAGCUGGAAGUUUCCUCCGAUUCCGAAGAAGCCAGCGAAGUCCCAGAGUGGCUCAAAGAGGGAGAAUAUGUCACUGUGGGCACCAACAAAAUGGGCAUCGUGAGAUACAUCGGCCCUGCCGACUUUCAGGAGGGGACGUGGGUCGGAGUGGAGCUGGACUUACCUUCAGGUAAGAAUGACGGCUCCAUCGGCGGGAAGCAGUACUUCAAGUGCAACCCUGGCUACGGGCUGCUGGUGAGGCCAGGCCGGGUGCGCAGAGCAGUGGGCGCGGGACGGCGGCGCAGCGCGGGGCUCCGGCUGCAGGGUGCCCCUGAACCCCGCAGGAGCAGCACUCUCUCCGGCUCCGCCACCAACCUGGCCUCUCUGACGGCGGCUCUGGCCAAGGCAGAGGGCACUAUGGCGCUGAGGGCCGACAGGAGCCAUAAGAACCCCGAGAACCGAAAAUCCUGGGCCAGCUAAACCAGUGCUGGGCACCCCCGCC